CCACCUAGGGUCGAGCAACCUAGGGUCGAGCAACCUAGGGUCGAGAAACAUAGGGUCGAGCUACCACCCCGUGAUCACGAGCAACAUGCCCAGUCCAAUGAGAGGCAGAUUAGGAGGGUGGAGGAGAAAGCAUCCUCCAUCAGGACCACCAACCCGCAAGCGAGAGACGAGACACUGGAGCAGUUGCUGGCCCAAGUUCGCGAUUUGCAGACCCGAGUCGAGGGAGGAAAAGUUGGAGGCUCAAGGGGACAUCUGAUCUCGCAGCACAUUCUGGAUGCCGACCUGCCGCAAGGUUUUCGCGAUCUAAACAUAAGUUAUGAUGGGUCGACCGAUCUAUCUCGUCAUAUGAGGAUGCCCAGUACGUCGGAGGAGAUAAAGGCGGGAGGUUUGACUCGAGGGUUGUUACCGGGCUUAUGCAGGAAUUCUUUGGCAAAGCGCCCGGGUAGAACGUUCGAUGAAGUAUUGGGAAGAUGUGCGAAGUACAUGAAUGUCAAGGAAGCAGAAGCCGACUUCUUGCAAAUGGUUAAAGCGAGUAAAGAUGACUCUCGGGAUGAGAUGAGGGAGAAGAAAAGUUCCUCGACUGGGGAAAGAAAGGGGUCCCCACGAGCAGAAAGAGAUGGGCGAUCUAGGUUUUGGAGGCCGACUCAAUACACCCCUUUGUCGGCCCCUCAAGCGCGAAUUUUGGAGGUGAUGGAAAGGGAAAUUCAUGACAAUAUCGUCAGAUGGCCCAAGACGAGGAAGGAUGGACCAACGAGACCAAAAAGUAAUCUAUACUGCCGAUUUCAUAAGGAUUAUGGGCACAAUACUGACGACUGCAGACAUCUUAAGGACGGGAUCGAGAGGCUGAUUAAAGCAGGACACUUGAAGGAAUUCAUAUACAAGGAUCGAGAGAAGUCGAGCCGGAAGAGAGAAAGGAGCAGGAGCCCUUGCAAGAGGGCGAGAACGCCUGAGAAUGAGGAGCUUCCUCAAAAAAAGGGAGUCAUACAUAUGAUAUUCGGUGGAUCGACUGAUGGAGAUUCGAAUCGAGCAAGGAAGGCGUAUGCUCGAGGACGCCAUGGGAAAGUCAAGGUACAACAAUUCGACAAGAAUGGUCUAGUAAUGAACUUUGGGCCAGCAGACGUGGGAGAGGUCGAGAGACCUCACAAUGAUGCGUUAAUGAUAAUGGCCCAAGUAUCAGGAAGUGAAGUGCAGAGAGUGUUUGUCGACACUGGGAGUUCAGUGAAUGUGAUAUUCUAUGAUUGUCUCAAGAGGAUGGAGCUAGACAUACAACUCACACUUUUCCAUACCUCGUUGUUUGGUUUCAAUGGUUCAGAGGUCGCGCCCCUAGGGGAGACUAUGCUCGAUGUCGUCCUAGGGGAAGGCGACUUGCGAAAGGUAAAAAUGGUAAGAUUCGUGGUAGUCGAUGUUGAGUCGGCUUACAAUGUGAUCCUGGGAAGGCCAGCGCUUAAUGCAUUUCAGGCUGUGGUGUCAACGUACCAUAUGAAGUUGAAAUUCCCAGUCGGAGAUCGA
Striga hermonthica is the source of this 1509-nucleotide messenger RNA. NCBI's taxonomy places the organism in Eukaryota, Viridiplantae, Streptophyta, Magnoliopsida, Lamiales, Orobanchaceae. The record is from the annotation of a GenBank genome assembly.